AUGGCCAAUUCUAUCAGGCGUAUUUUCGGUCCCCGGUCUCGUGAAGUGAGAUUUACUCAAUCUUCCACCCAAACCACACCAGAUAAUCAAGACCGUGCCGAGUCUCCCACGGAGAGAUAUGCUCAGUCCUCCACCCAAACUACACCAGAUGACCAAGACCCUCCUGCAUAUGCCACAGCAGUUGAAGUAGGAGAUUCCGGAUGUGCUACAGUAACAGACGCCGGGGAUGGUAAACAACCACCACCGCCUGACAACAUGACAGCCGACAAUAAAAACCCCCCUGAACUUAGCGAGAAUCAAGGUCGCUGCGACUGCUCUCAGCACGACGGCUGCUGUCUCGAACAUCACUCGCUGCGGCAUCCUUCAGCCUCUACUCUUGCACCAGUCCACUCUUUGAUGGCCUACCACCUUUCAUUCAAGCACCUGUCCUGCAUGCGCCGUAAGCUCGGCGAUGAAAUGCAAAAGACUAGGUACAUCCCUGAACUUUCAUGGAACUACGAGGUAAACUCUACCCUUGGUGUUGACUAUGAAAUGCUGAGUGAGGUAUAUACCUGUAAGGGUGAGUUUCUACAAAGACAACAGAUCCGUCUCAGGUACGGGCGAGGUGACAGUUCACCCGAUGGAGAGCAAUUCUUCGGCUGUCCACACCAGAGCGUCCGUGUGUCUUCACCAGUCAGAAACGAGCGCUCAAGCUUGGUUGAUGUUCAGGUGGACAUUUCCCAUCAUCCACCACGCUGCGCCUCUCAUAAGUCGCAAAGGUGGUGCAACCUCGAGGGUCAAUAUGCACACAUAGCAGUGUGUACCAUUUGCCAUUCCGAUGCAGAACUCCAGCUCAGGAUGAGUAGUCACUAUCUGAUCAUGACAUACACAUGCUACAGAAACCUGGGUACAGCUGAGGACUCUAGUGACCCUAAAUGGACCGCUCUACUCACUGGCGAGGGUCACAGGAGCCGACCAGAUAAGGAGCUUGAUUUAUACAAACAUGUUUACAAGGUAGCUUUUCGUCUUUGCCGGUCGUUGCUAGAACCAGCCCGUUAUCAGACACCGAGUGGGAUGGUAGACAUGUCUAUUAGAGAUGAUUAUUAA
Clonostachys rhizophaga is the source of this 1086-nucleotide messenger RNA. The record is from the annotation of a GenBank genome assembly. NCBI's taxonomy places the organism in Eukaryota, Fungi, Ascomycota, Sordariomycetes, Hypocreales, Bionectriaceae.